Prunus dulcis (almond) is the source of this 862-nucleotide messenger RNA. RefSeq names its product putative elongation factor TypA-like SVR3, chloroplastic. Lineage: Eukaryota; Viridiplantae; Streptophyta; Magnoliopsida; Rosales; Rosaceae. The record is from RefSeq and is a predicted model, not a curated record. The transcript has 3 exons. Bases 143 to 502 code for a protein of 119 amino acids.
UAGGUCGGAAGGCACAACCUUCCUCAAAUAUAAAAUUCCAACUCGUGGCCUUCUUGGUCUGCGAAAUGCAAUUUUAACAGCUUCUCGUGGCACUGCAAUUCUCAACACAAUAUUUGAUAGCUAUGGACCUUGGGCUGGUGAUAUGAGUACCCGGGAUCUAGGCUCACUGGUUGCCUUUGAGGGUGGAACGAGUACUUCUUAUGCCAUUUCUAGUUCACAGGAGAGGGGGCAGUUGUUUAUUGGUCCUGGCGUGGAAGUUUAUAAAGGUCAGAUAGUUGGCAUCCAUCAGCGGCCUGGGGACUUAUCCCUUAAUGUGUGUAAGAAGAAGGCUGCAACAAACAUCCGUUCCAACAAAGAUGUAACAGUGAUUCUUGAUACCCCAUUGGACUACAGUCUGGAUGACUGCAUUGAGUAUAUUCAAGAGGAUGAACUGGUGGAGGUUACUCCUUCGAGUAUCCGAAUGUGCAAAAACCCAAAGUUCUCAAAGAAAUCAAACAGGUAGUUUUGUAAAUAUAUACCAUGUGGGCUGAUGAGUAUUUGUGAAACUCAUCACGUAUUUGUUGAGUCACUUGAGAAAUCAACGAUAGAAAGUCACGUUGUUAGACAUCAACACAGAGUAAGUCAAGUUUUGCAAUAUUGGUUGUAUAUAUAAAAGAACAAGACUCAGCAUUGAAGUACUAGAAGAUGUUCACUGAUGAUGUGAAGACAAGUGGGUUGACGAAGAUUUUUUUAUGUUGAGUUGUAAUGAAGACUACAAGUAUCAAACAUUUAAUUGGCCGAAAGACGAUAGGUUUUGUUUUACCAAGUAACUGUAUCUGCUAUUUUAAGCUAAUGGAAAAAUAAUUUUUAGCAAGUGAUGCAA